UUGUAUUUUGAUGUUUACAUUUUGAGGUUAAGUUGUAUUUUUAUUAGUGAUUGAACAUAAUGAACUACGUCUUGGGAAAAUGUUUUGUAACGCAGUAGUUGAAUUUUUGUCGGGAGAGAUGUAAAUGAGUCAGGCGUUCUACAAAAAAGGAUUUAUAGAAUGCUCAGCCCUGAAGUUUUCAAUUUUCCUGCACCGGAAUCGCAAUUUCAAGUAGAAAAAUUCGAAGGAAAGGUGCCCUUGACCAAUAAUAAUAUCAACAACUUUCAUUACAGUCACCUGGUAACUUUGAUAUUUCCGGAAUCUUCGGGAAAUUUUGGAAAACUUGAAAAUUUUGAAGAAAACUCUGUGUACUACAAAAUUUACGAUCUGAGCUUAUCAGACUUGGUUGACGUUAGAUUUAUCAGUAGUUUUGUAAGAAGUGGAAAAUUGACUCUUUUGAGUUUGGAUAAACGAAUCGACUGUGAUAAUUGCAUUGGCUUAACCCCAAAUGGUCAACUCCACCUAAACCUGACUAAAGAAACCUAUGAAUCUCUGGGAAUAGACGGCACCGUCUCUCAUUUUGUACAGAAGCUGAAGAGCCGAUACAUCGUUACCAUAGACUUGGCAGAAGAUAAACUACUCCACAACAAAAAAAAACUCGCCAAGCUGAAAUCCCGUUUACAAAGCUUUGAGAAUUUCACCGUACUCGUAUCCUGGCAACCACCAACAGAAGACGUAUGUCCUUCGUCGAUAGCAAAGUACCUCGCGGACUCUGGUUACAAGGUGAAAGAAUGCAGGCCGGCAUUUAACGAAAAGACAGUCACCUGUGAAAUUCCAUCGAUUGAUCUGUCCAGCAUUGACAGGAAUGAAGCCUCGGAGUUUGCAGAGUGGUUGGGAAUGGUGUCUCUAGGUGGCAGUCUAAGCCCUGACCUAGAUGACUAUCUGUCAAGCUACGUGGCGCCAUCUGUGAGCGGGAGGACCGAAACGAUCAAAUGCUUACAGUGGAGGGGAUUUUUCACAAGCAGCGACGUCAGCAGGCUGAUUGAAGGGGUAAUGUUUGGUUGUAAUCCGUUGGCGACAACUUGGACGUCGGUCUACGUUCAGGGUUUUGACGAUUGCCCUGUAGCUUGGGGUAACGAGGAGCAGCACUAUUUCACCAAUGGAGACAAUGCGAACCUGAUUAUUUUUAACAAUGCCAGAGGUGUGAUUUGCUCUCAGAAAUGUUCCAGAAAAAGAUACAAAUAAAUUUUUGUAAACCA
This is a messenger RNA of Leptinotarsa decemlineata (Colorado potato beetle), 1238 nucleotides long. RefSeq names its product ribonuclease P protein subunit p40. NCBI's taxonomy places the organism in Eukaryota, Metazoa, Arthropoda, Insecta, Coleoptera, Chrysomelidae. Gene Ontology annotation, biological process: tRNA 5'-leader removal; SCF-dependent proteasomal ubiquitin-dependent protein catabolic process; endonucleolytic cleavage in ITS1 to separate SSU-rRNA from 5.8S rRNA and LSU-rRNA from tricistronic rRNA transcript (SSU-rRNA, 5.8S rRNA, LSU-rRNA). The record is from RefSeq and is a predicted model, not a curated record. Gene Ontology annotation, molecular function: ribonuclease P activity; ribonuclease MRP activity. Gene Ontology annotation, cellular component: ribonuclease MRP complex; SCF ubiquitin ligase complex; multimeric ribonuclease P complex.